Molecule: messenger RNA, 978 nt
Organism: Drosophila simulans
Lineage: Eukaryota; Metazoa; Arthropoda; Insecta; Diptera; Drosophilidae
Gene: eEF1delta
Product: probable elongation factor 1-delta
Exons: 3
Coding region: 99-878 (259 amino acids)
Biological process (GO): translational elongation
Cellular component (GO): cytosol; eukaryotic translation elongation factor 1 complex
Molecular function (GO): translation elongation factor activity; guanyl-nucleotide exchange factor activity
Source: RefSeq, a predicted model, not a curated record
AGAUAUCGAUAUACGUGCAUUCCUUACAAAACGUGUUAUCGUAUUGUUCUGCCAAUUGUGCAACGUGUUUGAGCGAAUCUGCGAGGAAACGACUAAAAAUGAAAGUAGAGGCAUUGGACAAAUUCUGGGCUGACAAGAGCCGCUACGAUCUUGCCGAGAAGCGAUUCUACGAGGGUCCCCAGAAGGUAACUGAUCGCAGCCACUACAGCCCAUUAGUAAGCGAAAUCGCAAAGGCUAGGGAACACAUACAGAACUCGCUGGAAAAGAUCGAUGGCGUUACUCUGGACGAUGGCUUACAGUCCGAGCUGGCCAAGCGUGUGGCCCAAUUGGAGGGUGAACACAAUGAGUUGAAGACCCAGGUUACCUUGUUGAACCAACUUUUGACUGCCACAGUGAAGCGCUUGGUCGCCGUGGAAGGUCAGCUGAAAUUGACGAAUGGAGAGUCGAAACAGCCCGAGGCCGAAGCGAAAAAACCAGAAGCAAAUGACGACGAUGACGAUGUGGAUCUAUUCGGAUCGGAAAGCGAGGAGGAGGACGGAGAGGCGGCCCGCAUUAGGGAGGAAAGGCUGGCAGCCUAUGCUGCCAAGAAGGCCAAGAAAGUUCAAAUUAUUGCCAAAUCGAACAUCAUUCUGGAUGUUAAGCCGUGGGACGAUGAGACCGAUCUGAAGGUUAUGGAGACGGAAAUCCGCAAAAUCACCCAGGACGGUCUACUGUGGGGAGCUUCCAAAUUCGUGCCAGUUGCCUUUGGCAUCCAGAAGCUGAGCAUCUCAUGCGUGGUUGAGGAUGAUAAGGUUUCCAUCGAUUGGCUGACUGAGGAGAUCGAGAAACUGGAGGACUUUGUCCAAAGUGUUGACAUCGCUGCGUUCAACAAAAUCUAAGGAGGAGUAACAUAUAUUUUUACAAUUCACGAUCGGAUUUGCCUCAUUACAAAUGUGUUUUCGAGUCAUCUAAAUAAAUAUUUUGAUAAAAACAACUUAA